Cetraspora pellucida is the source of this 183-nucleotide messenger RNA. The record is from the annotation of a GenBank genome assembly. NCBI's taxonomy places the organism in Eukaryota, Fungi, Glomeromycota, Glomeromycetes, Diversisporales, Gigasporaceae.
AUGGUCUCAGAGGCAGUCUCAGAGGCAGUAAUGGUGGUCUCGGAAGCAGUGAUAGUGGUCUCAGAGGCAGGGUUCAAUAAUUCUAAUAAACAGCAGGCUAACUUUGUCUUUAAUUCAGUAAAAGAUGAAAGGUCUGACAGUACUAUUUUCAAAGAAAAAAUGCCAAAUGCUUUGCAAAGAUGA